AUGCGUCAAACUGGGGCGAGCCACUGCGAGAAGGCGGUGGGGAAACCUGAAAUAUGUGGCUGCGUGGAGCUCACGAGCGGGCAGCACCUGGCCAGGAGCCUUUUGCAGGACUGGUGCAGGGCGCUGGGUGUGGGCGUGCACAGGGCCCUGCUGGUCACACCCGUUCUCGGUGGUCUGGACCAGGUGGACAUUGAAGCCACCAUGCAGCCCACCUUCCUGCCCCUGGGGACCUUUAGGCUGGGGAACAUGAGGGCCCUGAAGCAGGGGAAAGCUAAGGCCGCCCUGCUGGAGUUUGAGGAGAAGGUUAAUCACGCUGCCAUCCCCAGGGCGGAUCCGGAGGGCUGUGGCCAGAGGUGGUUGGCUGACCAUAAGGGCAAGAAGAGGGGCCAGGGAGGGUGGCUCCCCCUGAGAAGUGGGUCCGAGGACUCUGCAGAGAGCCUGAGCAUCCUCACGGAGCAGACCCACGAGGAGAACGCAGCGCUCCAGGCGGCCGGGGACAUGGUGGCCUGGCUGGCUGUGGACACAUCAGAUGAGGAGCCGGUAGACAGUGACACUUUGGAUAAUGAGUCACAGGAAAAUGGGGGCCAGGAAAAUGGGGUGGACCAUCCUGAGUCCAUGGCUGUUGUGGCAUGUACAGACCCUGUGUGUCCCCUGGGCCGGGAAGAAAUGUGAGAAAUUGUUUCUGUGGGAGCUAACAGUUGCUGGACUGAGGUGACAAGGACAAAAAGAUGCCCUUUGCGAGUCUUGUCUGUCCUAGCCAAGGACACUUCUGCAACCAUAAAGGUGGCCGAAGCAGGUGUGGUGAGGUGGACUCCGUGGACCUAAGGAGAAGAUGACCUAGACCUUCUAGAAUGCCCUUCUAGCCUGGCUGAGCCUGAGAACCCCCAAGGGGAGCAGGCUGGGCAUGGUCUCCUGGGGGCUGGGAUGCUCCUGGCUGUCCAGCACGUGGCUGAGACGAUGACGGAGGAGAAAGACGCCGGGGAAGGCAGGAGGCACAAGAUGCGGAAUGGCCCCGGGAGCUCCUGGAUCUCCUUCCUGGGUGGCCGGGACAAACAGACUAAUGACGAGGAGGUGGCUUCACAGGAAGGGUCGCAGGAGUCCGAGGACUCAGGGAGCGCGGAGUCGGAGCCCCAGGAAAGGCGCCCAAGAAGCCCUGGGCCAGGAGGGCGCGCACAUCUGCAGGCGCCUAGCUCAGGCCCGCGAGUCCACUGUCCCCUCCCUUCUCGGGCUUGCAAAAUCCGCGGGGGCGGCGGAAGCCGAGGUCGGGACGUCACUCCCGAGAAGAGAGCCGGGACCCAGGCUGCGACCAAGGACGGUGCCGCGGGGAACAGGAAGAGCGAACGGACCGCAGGUGCUGGGGGUACGGCCAAGGCUGGCGAGGGCUGCCUCCCCACCUCUCCCCCGGCUCCAGCUCCGCCGGCGGGAAGAAAGCUUGUCGGGAUAGGGGGCUGCCCCAGAUGCCGCUAG
Messenger RNA from Tupaia belangeri chinensis (Chinese tree shrew), 1467 nucleotides. It is a transcript of the gene PNMA8B, whose product is annotated as PNMA family member 8B. The record is from RefSeq and is a predicted model, not a curated record. NCBI's taxonomy places the organism in Eukaryota, Metazoa, Chordata, Mammalia, Scandentia, Tupaiidae.